AUGUUUCCCUCAGAAAAUAGUGAUAAUAAUAACAAUAAUAAUAGUAGUAAAAUUAUUAUUAUUAUUUCUGUUACUAUUUAUUUAUUAUUAUUUCUGUUACUCUUAUUAUUAUUAUUAUUAUUAUUAUUAUUAUUAUUAUUAUUAUUAUUAUUAUUAUUAUUAUUAUUGUUAUUAUUAUUAUUAUUAUUAUUAUUAUUAUUAUUAUUAUUAUUAUUAUUAUUAUUAUUAUUAUUAUUAUUAUUAUUAUUAUUAUUAUUAUUAUUAUUAUUAUUAUUAUUAUUAUUAUUAUUAUUAUUAUUAUUAUUAUUAUUAUUAUUAUUAUUAUUAUUAUUAUUAUUAUUAUUAUUAUUAUUAUUAUUAUUAUUAUUAUUAUUAUUAUUAUUAUUAUUAUUAUUAUUAUUAUUAUUAUUAUUAUUAUUAUUAUUAUUAUUAUUAUUAUUAUUAUUAUUAUUAUUAUUAUUAUUAUUAUUAUUAUUAUUAUUAUUAUUAUUAUUAUUAUUAUUAUUAUUAUUAUUAUUAUUAUUAUUAUUAUUAUUAUUAUUAUUAUUAUUAUUAUUAUUAUUAUUAUUAUUAUUAUUAUUAUUAUUAUUAUUAUUAUUAUUAUUAUUAUUAUUAUUAUUAUUAUUAUUAUUAUUAUUAUUAUUAUUAUUAUUAUUAUUAUUAUUAUUAUUAUUAUUAUUAUUAUUAUUAUUAUUAUUAUUAUUAUUAUUAUUAUUAUUAUUAUUAUUAUUAUUAUUAUUAUUAUUAUUAUUAUUAUUAUUAUUAUUAUUAUUAUUAUUAUUAUUAUUAUUAUUAUUAUUAUUAUUGUUAUUAUUAUUAUUCUCAUUAUUUUCUUCUUAUAAUUAUUACUAG
This is a messenger RNA of Necator americanus (New World hookworm), 852 nucleotides long. RefSeq lists its product as uncharacterized. The transcript has 2 exons. The coding region runs from base 1 to 852 and encodes 283 amino acids. The record is from RefSeq and is a predicted model, not a curated record. NCBI's taxonomy places the organism in Eukaryota, Metazoa, Nematoda, Chromadorea, Rhabditida, Ancylostomatidae.